GACGGCUGGUGCCGAGUUUCCCGGAUGCGGGUAGUGGCUGGGGAAUGGGAAGAAGGAGGAACUUUGAGCCAGCAACGUGACAGGGCCGCGGCGAGUGAUGAACGGUUCCACCUUUACAUGCUGGUACGGCAUAUUUCAAAUCUCAUCGGACGACCAGUAAUGGCAAAACCCAGACCAGUGGUAAUUAGUGGACCUUCUGGAGCAGGCAAGAGUACUCUGCUGAAGCUGCUUUUUGAGGAAUACGAUCAAGUUUUUGGAUUCAGCGUCUCUCAUACAACAAGAAAUCCAAGGCCAGGUGAAGAGAAUGGUAAAGAUUACUAUUUUGUAUCGAGAGAGGAAAUGCUUCAUGGCAUCGAUUCAGGGGAAUUUAUAGAACAUGCUGAGUUCUCGGGAAAUAUGUAUGGUACAAGUAAAAAAGCAGUGCAGGAGGUACAAGCCAGAAACCAAAUCUGUAUUCUUGAUAUCGACAUGCAGGGUGUGAGAAAUAUCAAAAAAACAGACCUGUGCCCAAUUUACCUUUCCAUUCAACCACCUUCAUUUGAAAUUCUUGAACAACGACUGAGACAGAGGAAAACUGAAACUGAGGAAAAUUUGCAAAAGAGGUUGGCAGCAGCGAAAUUGGACAUGGAAUUCAGUAAAGAGCCUGGUAUAUUUGAUGAAGUACUAACUAAUGAUAUUUUAGAAGAUACCUAUUCUCGGUUGAGAUCGGUUCUUAUUGCGGAAAUCCAAAAGGUGAGAUCCUUGCACAACUGAACUGUUCCAAACUCCAUCCCGAUCAAAAAUGUUAACAGUAUGUUCCCACAAUGUAUACUAAGUGGGAAGAAUAAAAACUUCCAAUCAAAGUAUCUAUGUAUGUAUUUAAUAUCUUAGUGUGUGCUUUUAUUUUUGUUUGUCUGCUGUUGUUGAACUGGCAUUCCAUUUUUUGCCAGUGUCUAUUGUCCUCGGGAUGUUUUAUGAAUAACGGAAUACUUUUUUGAUAUAAACAAAACCAUGGCAUGUUGCUCAUUAUAAUAAGCAACUUUCUUUCUGUAAUGCUUUGCGGAAACCACUUGUGCAAUUUUUAUAGCUUGUGUUUUUAGAAGUGUAUAUACAACAAAGCAUUAUACUAUUGACAGAAUAGAGACUCUCAACACAAGUCGCUGGUACUGUUGAACCUGUAAUGUACGUAAUUGUGGACCAGUGAACAUACAGUAACUGUAUUGAUGUAGGAAGAGAAGAAUUAUUUUGUUGAAGAGAUAUGUCAGUUUUUAUUUUGAGUUCCCCCUAUCAAGCAAAAUUAGAUGUGUUUACAAUUGUCUUUGGGAUUAAAUAAAACUAAUGAGAAAAGA
Messenger RNA from Rhincodon typus (whale shark), 1328 nucleotides. Its product is annotated as guanylate kinase. Gene Ontology annotation, molecular function: GMP kinase activity. The coding region runs from base 25 to 753 and encodes 242 amino acids. Gene Ontology annotation, biological process: purine nucleotide metabolic process. The transcript is spliced from 8 exons. The record is from RefSeq and is a predicted model, not a curated record. Gene Ontology annotation, cellular component: cytosol. NCBI's taxonomy places the organism in Eukaryota, Metazoa, Chordata, Chondrichthyes, Orectolobiformes, Rhincodontidae.